Messenger RNA from Osmia bicornis bicornis, 1347 nucleotides. RefSeq names its product testis-specific serine/threonine-protein kinase 6-like. Lineage: Eukaryota; Metazoa; Arthropoda; Insecta; Hymenoptera; Megachilidae. The record is from RefSeq and is a predicted model, not a curated record. Gene Ontology annotation, biological process: microtubule cytoskeleton organization; protein phosphorylation; intracellular signal transduction. Gene Ontology annotation, molecular function: protein serine/threonine kinase activity; ATP binding; tau-protein kinase activity. Gene Ontology annotation, cellular component: cytoplasm. The coding region runs from base 138 to 1232 and encodes 364 amino acids. The transcript has 6 exons.
AGUAUGAGUGCAGGAAUACAAAGUAUAUCAUUUUUUGUUUUAAUAGUUUCUCUAAGAAAUUAGAUGGAAAAGUAACUUAAUUUUGUGAGUUAUGAUCAUUGGACCGGUAGGAUGUCAGCCGCGGAUCUUGAAAUCUCAUGACGGAUUUGAAUCAGACACCAUCUGAGGAAGCUGUUCUACUCGCAAGAGGCUACAAAUUUGUAAAAAAGUUGGGCGAAGGUUCUUAUGCUAAAGUAUAUCUCGCUGAAUACAAACCAGAAACCGAGCCCGAAAGGUGCAGCACGUUGGCUUGUAAAGUAAUAAACACUGUAAACGCCCCGAAAGACUUUGUUCGAAAAUUUCUACCCCGUGAACUGGACAUCUUGGCAAAGUUGAAUCACCCUCACGUAGUGCACGUGCACAGUAUAUUCCAGAGGCGAUCGAAAUAUUUUAUAUUCAUGCGUUACGCCGAGAACGGCGACCUUCUUGAUUUCGUCCUGAAGAAUGGCGCGGUUGCAGAGGGACAGGCGCGUGUGUGGCUCCGGCAGCUUGCACUGGGUCUACAAUAUCUUCAUGAAAUGGAAAUUGCCCACCGAGACAUGAAAUGUGAAAACGUUCUCCUUACAUCGAAUCACAACGUCAAGCUCGCCGAUUUCGGUUUCGCUCGUUACGUGAUAGACAAUCGUGGUAAACGAAUAUUAAGCGACACCUACUGCGGUUCUUUGUCUUAUGCCGCUCCAGAAAUUCUUCGUGCCUCUCCGUACAACCCUAAGAUGGCUGAUGUUUGGUCCCUCGGCGUCAUUCUAUACAUUUUACUGAAUAAAGCAAUGCCCUUUGACGACACCGAUAUCAAGAGUCUCUAUGAACAGCAGACGAAUCGUAAAUGGAAGUUUCGGAGUAAAGUUGCUGGCAGUUUGAGCGAGCAUGUCAAGAAACUGGUAACGCAUCUUCUUGAGCCUGAUCCCCAUAAACGUUGGAAGCUGACUCAAGUAAUUAACAGCGAUUGGAUCGCUAUGGAUCCACGACUUCUGGUGCUCACACCAGCUGAGCAAAUUGCCCUUAACAAUGCUAUUGAAGAGAAGAAAAAAUUGGAAGGAAAAUUUAUACAGACAGAUCCAAAACUGUUCAAGGUGGAGGAGAAGAAGACACCAGACGCAGACACGGCUAAAACGAAAGCAGAAGUUACAGUGAUCAAGAAAGCUGCAAAAGCAGUAAUGUCUUCCAUUACAACUGGAUCUAUUUUUAAGAAGUAAAAUGUGAAAUCUGCGGAGAUUAAUUCUGCUGAAAUUAAGUAUACCACCAUUUCUACAUUAUACAUUUUAAGUAAUUUUACAUAUAUUUUACAAUAUUUAAAUACUCUCCUUAGGG